AUGGCGGUGACAUUGCUGUGGUGGCUAGGUCUGGAGGUCCAUGACGGGAGCGGAGAAGGCGAGACCGAUGGGACUGGUGGCGAUGGAGGAGUUGUGGAGGAGAUCGAUGGUCUGAUGGCUGAGUUGCAGAUGGUCGAGGAGCGGAUCGGGCGGCUGGUGGCGGCAGAGGCACAGGCUGCGGCCGAGGAAGUGGCAAUGGCAGAGGCUGCAGCAGAGCGAGCUGCUGAGGCUGAGGCUGCUGCGGCAGAGAUGGAGGGAGGAUCGCGCAGUGUCCGCUUUGCUGAGACGGCUGCGUCGUCAUCCGCGACGCCGGUGCGCGGAAAGUCGGUCGAUGUGUCGGGUGCAGACUCGCCGUCGGGCAAAGAGUACCCAGCAACGCCGUUCCCGGACGCGGGCGAUGCAACAGCGUUCCCGCGGUCGAGCUCGGUCGAUGUGUCGGGCGCAGACUCGCCGUCGGGCAAAGAGUACCCGGCGACGCCGUUCCCGGACGCGGGCGAUGCAACAGUGUUCCCGCGGUCGAGCUCGGUCGAUGUGUCGGGCGCAGAUUCGCCGUCGGGCAAAGAGUACCCGGCGACGCCGUUCCCGGACGCGGGCGAUGCAACAGCGUUCCCGCGGUCGAGCUCGGUCGAUGUGUCGGGCGCAGACUCGCCGUCGGGCAACGAGUACCCGGCGACGCUGGUUCCCAAUGCCAACGAGAGCGAAGAGAACCGGUCUCCGGACACACCCUCGGCUGGGGCGCUCAGCCCGGACGAACUCGCUACCGAGAUGCUGCUCGGAGCCGGCGCGACGCCGACCAAGGUGCAGACGAGCAAGACUCGACCCGAGAACCAGACUCCGCUGCGGACACCGCUGCGGCCGACGCCGCGUCCGUUUAUCUUUGCCCAGCGCUCAUUGGGCCGCUCCCCGCGCUCGCCAUGGGAGCUGCCGCCGUUCCAGCCGUCGCCGGCCAAGACCCCGGUCCUGCCAGCGUGGGACGCUCACGUUCCGACGAGCAGCUACGAUGCAUCGGCAAGCUAUGCCACACCCAAGCGACCAUCCCGAGUGGCGGUUGAUGCCGAUGUAGGUGACGACGCUCUGUACCAGCUCGGCACGCCCAUGGUCACGCCGUCGUCGGCCCGCCACGCCCGCUACGCCUACACACCAGCCAAGCUCCAAUCCGCCCGUAAGCCGGCCAUCGCCCUCGACCCGUCGCUGAUGGCCUCGAUCUCCUCGCUUCCCAUCGACGAGCCAGACUCGCUCUUUGCUCUAUGACCGCCCCCCCCCCCC
Molecule: messenger RNA, 1266 nt
Organism: Thecamonas trahens ATCC 50062
Lineage: Eukaryota; Apusomonadida; Apusomonadidae
Exons: 3
Coding region: 1-1251 (416 amino acids)
Source: RefSeq, a predicted model, not a curated record